Molecule: messenger RNA, 436 nt
Organism: Emiliania huxleyi CCMP1516
Lineage: Eukaryota; Haptophyta; Isochrysidales; Noelaerhabdaceae
Exons: 3
Source: RefSeq, a predicted model, not a curated record
GACGAGUGCAUGGACCUGCUCGAGCAGCACGCGCAGGCGCUCGCCAAGAGCGUGACCUCUCUGCUCGAGGGCGUCGCGACCGGAGCUCCGGCUCCCGCCGCUGCGCCGAACCUCGAGGACGCGCUGCUGGAGGGUGCCGACGCGCCGGCGCCUCGCGGCGCGAUCGCGUGGGCGGAGGCGCGCGCGGGCGAGCAGCCCGGGGCGGUCGCCUCGACGCCCGCCGAGGCGCUGCUCCGCGCCGACCUCGAGGCCGUGCUGCGCCAGCGCUCGCAGCUGCGCGCCAAGCUGGCGCGGCACCGCAGCGACACGGAGCUGCUUCGCCAAGCGCUACGCAAGGCGGACACGCUGCUGCAGGAGCAGUACGACACGGGCUUCGUCGCCGGCCGCCCCUCCAGCCGGGGCCAGGCUGCGACGCGGUAGAGGUGCAGUCUGUGCA